AUGGGCCAAUUUGUGCGGGAAGUGAAGUACAAAGAGGUGGGGGCCAUCGGCAACAGGUCGGGUGUCAAGGCCGCCGACCUCUGUCCCGGUUGCAAGCCCAGAUUAGUUGAGGGUGUCAAGCUACUGCCGUCCAAGUUGAACAGCUUCCAUUUAUCGAGGUUCCCAUUCCGCAAACUGCUUGAGAGACUCAUCGGCCCUUGUGGCUCCACCGCCUGUCAGCCUAACAUUCCGAUCUUCAAAAGUCCGAAAUCGUUUCCCCCCAAACAUAAGGCUGCUGAUUCAAAUAAAAAAUUAAAACCUGCUAAUUGA
Molecule: messenger RNA, 309 nt
Organism: Puccinia graminis f. sp. tritici CRL 75-36-700-3
Lineage: Eukaryota; Fungi; Basidiomycota; Pucciniomycetes; Pucciniales; Pucciniaceae
Exons: 2
Coding region: 1-309 (102 amino acids)
Source: RefSeq, a predicted model, not a curated record